AUGCCUACUAAUCGUUCUACGGUUGAACAACCUGCACGUUCAAACGCAUACCGUCCUCACGAAUUCGAUCCAACAUCUUGUGAUUGGGAUGAUUGGGAGAUCUUAUUCGACACUUUUAUCGAUGUAGAAGGCAUCACAGAUGAUAACAAGAAACGAAAUCUUCUUAUUACAGCACUUGGUGUCCAACCUUUUAAAACACUUAUAUCUGUUUGUAAACCAAAAAAACCUAAUGAAUGCUCAUAUCAAGAAAUUAUACAAAAACUUCGUAUAAAUUAUGCCCGUGUUACAUUUUCGUCGACGGAACGAAUUAAGUUUUUUGCAACACGGCAAGAUUCAUCACAGACACUUACUGAUUUUGCAAAUUCUCUUCGAGACAAAACAGUAACCUGUAAGUUUCCGAAUGAUUUCUACGAAAAUGCUUUAAUUACAGCAUUUGUUGGUGGUUUGAAAAAUGAUCAUGUACGUAAACACUUAAUGCAACAAAAUUUAGAAACAUUUGAACAAACACUGAAUGCAGCUCGCAUAUUUGAAUCAGUCCUUAUUCAAGGUUCGAAUGAUAGAAAUGAUGUAUCAGAUGAACUAGCUGUUAUGAAAAUACAAAAACAACAUAAACAUGCUAAGAACGUCCAUCAUAAAAUGGUUUGUUCAAGCUGUGGUUCUCCGGAUCAUCUACGAUCACAAUGUCGUUUUCGUCAUGUUACCUGUCAUAAGUGUAAUAAAGAAGGGCACAUUUCCAAAGUUUGUCGUUCACACACAAAUACAAACCACAAUAAGAUUAAUACAAUUGCUUCGGUUACAUAUGAACAAAUUAAAGAACAUCCAAUACAUGUUCCUAUUAAAAUUGAUGGAUUUAAUGUUCUAUUUGAUUUAGAUACAGGUUCUCCUAUCACUGUCAUUGAUAAAAAUAUAUGGAUACAGAUGGGAAAACCAAUCUUAAAACCGAUUAAAUCAGUCUAUAAUAGUUUUUCAGGUCAUGCUAUUCCUCUGAAAGGGGAGAAAAUCGUUAAAGUAAAUUACAAUGACCAGGAACUUGAUUUACAACUUAUAGUUGGUAAUGAAAAUUGUAACAAUAUUCUAGGUCGUAAUUGGAUUAAUGCGUUGCAUUUAAAUGAAACAACAUUAGAUGAACUUAUUAAUAAUAAUAAAGUUCUUAAUGUUAAUUCGAAAAUUACCAAUUUAAAACAUCUUAUACAUACUUAUAAUGAUAUUUUUAAAGAAGGUUUAGGAUGCUGUAAGAUGAAAGCACAUCUUUAUGUUAAAUCAGGUGUUAUACCAAAAUUUCAUAAGCCAAGGUCUUUACCGUUUGCUUAUCGACAAGUUGUUGAAACAAAUUUAAAUCGACUUGUACAUGAAGGUGUAUUAACAUCAGUUAAUGUUGCUAAAUGGGCAGCACCUAUUGUUAUAGUACCGAAACCGAAUGGUAAAGUGCGUAUAUGUGCUGAUUUCAGUACAGGUGUUAAUCAGUCAUUAGACAUUGAUCAAUAUCCUCUCCCGAAACCAAAUGAUUUAUUUGUAGUACUCAAUGGUGGUACUAAAUUUAGUAAAAUUGAUUUUUCUGAAGCAUACUUACAAGUUGAAUUAGAUGAAGAAAGUAAAGAAUUAGUGAUUAUUAAUACUCAUAAAGGUUUAUUUAAAUUUAAUCGUUUACCGUUUGGUAUCGCUUCUGCACCAAGUAUUUUCCAAAAGAUUAUGGAUCAAAUGUUAUCGGGUCUGGAAGGAACAGUUUGUUAUUUAGAUGAUAUCAUCGUAACCGGGAAGACCGAAAUCGAACAUUUAAAUAAUUUGAAUAAAGUAUUUUCAAGAAUUAAAGAAUAUGGUUUUCACAUAAACCAAGGUAAAUGUUCUUUUCUACAAAAUUCUGUAGAAUAUUUAGGAUUUGUUAUUGAUAAAUUUGGUAUUCAUACGUCACCAUCAAAAAUAAAAGCAAUCGUUAAUAUGCCCAAACCAACUAAUGUAUCGCAAUUACGCUCAUUUCUGGGUAUGGUUACUCAUUAUGCAAAGUUUAUUCCAAGAUUAACAGAUCGAUUACUACCUUUUUACUCGCUAUUAAAAAAGGACACAUCUUGGCAAUGGACUUCAACUUGUGAUAAAGCGUUUAAAAGUAUAAAACGACUUCUUACUUCUCCACUUGCAUUGACACAUUAUGAUCCGUCACUCCCAUUAAUUUUGGCAGCGGAUGCAUCGAAUGCAGGUGUUGGAGCGGUUAUUUACCAUCGUUUUCCUGAUGGUACGGAAAAAGCCAUUGCUCAUGCUUCUAAAACUCUUACAUCAACAGAAACUAAAUAUGCACAAAUUGAAAAAGAAGCUCUUGCUAUCAUUUAUGGUGUUCAAAAAUUUGAUCAAUUUUUACGAGGUCGACAAUUUACACUUCUAACGGAUCAUAAGCCACUACUGACAAUUUUUGGACCUAAAAAAGGUAUUCCUACUACGUCAGCUAAUCGUCUUCAACGUUGGGCCAUUAGAUUGAUGGGUUAUACAUAUAAAAUUGAAUAUUGUUCAACAAAUCAUUUUGGUCAAGCUGAUGGACUUUCUCGAUUACCUGUCGGGCCAGAUGUUAGUUUUGAUAACCUAGAUCCAGGUGCAGUUCGACUUGUUGCUACUAUUCAAGAAGAAAUUCAAAAGGAAUUACCUCUUCGUGCUUCACAUAUUGCUAAAACUACUCGAAAAGAUUUAAUUCUUCAACAAGUUUAUCAUUAUAUACUUUCGGGUUGGCCGACACUAUCUCCUGAAAAGUUGGAAUCUUAUUUUAGAAUUCGUAAUGAGCUCUCUACAUCACAUGGAUGUAUUACUUGGGGUAUAAGAACAAUCAUUCCAACAUGUUUUAGAACUCGUCUUUUAAAUCAUCUCCAUUCUACACAUUCUGGUAUGGGGAAAAUGAAGGCAGAAGCUAGACGUUAUUUUUGGUGGCCUUCACUUGAUAAAGAUAUUGAAGAUCUUGUUCAUCAAUGUAAAAUUUGUUCUGAAAUCGCUAAACAACCAGCGAAAGCUCCAUUACAACAAUGGAACGUUCCUAAUGAACCAUGGAAACGAAUUCAUAUUGACUUCAUGGGAAAAUUUUUGGGUUCUUAUUUUCUUAUUGUUGUUGACGCUCAUUCGAAAUGGUUAGAAGUUUUUAUGAUGAAUGAUAUAUCAACAUUAUCAACAAUUAGUAAUUUAAAAACUUUAUUUGCUCGAUACGGAUUAUGUGAAGAAAUUAUCUCUGAUAACGGGACUCAAUUUACAUCUAAUGAGUUUACUGAAUUUUGUGCUCGUAAUGGAAUACGACAUAUUUGUACAUCGCCUGGUCAUCCUCAGUCAAAUGGACAAGCAGAGCGUUACGUUGACAUUGUUAAAACUGCUCUUAAAAAAGGAUUUCAUAAAGGAUGA
Molecule: messenger RNA, 3366 nt
Organism: Rotaria socialis
Lineage: Eukaryota; Metazoa; Rotifera; Eurotatoria; Philodinida; Philodinidae
Source: the annotation of a GenBank genome assembly